UGUUGAGUGUAAAAAGAGUGAGACUUUCAUUCAUUAUCCUCCACCAAAGGAAAGACGACGGAACCUUGCCCACAGUACUCUCCGACGUCGACCACCUAAACAGAGAGGAGUAAGUCGUCUUCUUGAGUGCUUACACUUUCUUUGCUUGAAGAUGGAUGUCACUUCGAACGAGAUUCUUAAAAGGGAAGCUGUUUCAGAGACUUUGACAAAAGGGACCGGCACUGCAGCUUAUUAUAUUGCUUCUGUUGAAAAUGCUCACUCCCCUCGUUUGAGUUGUGCUGUGAGUGUUGGCGACAAGAGGAAGAGGAAUGAGCAUGGUGGCGGCUCAAACGAUGACAGCAGUGCUGGUCUCAAGUUUAACGACUUUGAGAAGCUGCGGAAAGAAGUAAACUUUGCGGUUGGGCAGACUUGGGCUCUUUAUGAUAAAGUUGAUGGGAUGCCUAGGUUGUAUGCCCGGAUCCGGAAAGUUUCAGCUCCUUCCUUUGAGUUAAGGAUCACGAACUUGGAGCCAGAUCCAGAUGAUGAGAGAGAUAUACUAUGGUUUGAGCAAGACUUGCCUGUGUCUGCUGGUCAAUUUAGGCUUGGGAAGAAUGAGAACAUAAAAGACUGUUCGAUGUUCUCACAUGUUAUACAUUGCAAGGAAGGAAACAACAGUGGUCAUAUCACUGUUUCCCCGAGAAAAGGAGACACUUGGGCUCUGUUCAAGAACUGGGAUAUCAACUGGUCUUCACAACCUGAUUCUCACCGCAGUUACGAGUAUGAGAUUGUCGAGAUUUUGUCUGAUUACGCUGAUGGAACUGGUGUAUCUGUUGCGUUCUUGCAUAAAGCAAAAGGCUUUGCAAGUGUCUUCUUUCGAAUGGGAACUGGUGGUCAUGCAGACAUGUUUCGAGUGCCAACUGGUGAUGAUGCAGACACAUCUCAGAUUCUUCCUCAGGAUAUAUAUCGAUUCUCCCACAUGAUCCCUUCCUUCAAAAUGACAGGCUUUGAAGCAAAAGGUUUACCAAAAGAUGCUUAUGAGCUGGACCCAGCUGCGUUACCUAAAACAAUCGAAGAGAAGACCGUCCCUCCCCAUCUAAUCCCAAGACCUAAACCAGAAGCUCUCUGCUUUCCGAGUAAGAGUAAGGGGAAGGUUUUUCAAACUGGUCAGUUCUGGGCAUUUAGUUCACAUUACGAUUACAUGCCUCGGUCCUACUGUAGGAUUCAGAAGAUCACCGUAACUCAGGCAUUCGAGCAGGAACCAGAAAUAAAGAUGCACGUAUGUCGUCUAAAACCUACUCCAUUCCCUGAGGGUUUCAUCAGGUGGCUGGACAAGAGCAUGCCUGUUGGUUGUGGAACUUUCUCGGUGCCUAAAACUUGCUCAAUAUUCACCCCAGGACACGUCUCACAUCAGAUAUUUCCUCAACCCUCCAAGGAUGGGACUGAAUGUACCAUUCUUCCCAAGAUCGGCCAAGUGUGGGUGAUUUACAGAUCAUGGUUUCAUGACUAUGAUGUCAAAGCAUUGGAAGGAAAGUACAUGGACUAUGAAGUCGUUGAAGUUCUUGAUGACGGCUUGAACUAUAAGGUUUUAGCGUUAACGCCUGUCGAGUUUCCUAAUGAAGAAACAAAUAGAUUCUUCAGAGCGGCUAAGAGUAGGCCCUCUUAUCGUCAUGAGGUGGAUGGGACAGGAGUGAUAUUUACAAUCCCACAGUCGAAAAUGAUCAGAUUCUCUCAUCAGAUUCCUGCUUCUCGUGUAACCAAAGAGAUAGAUGGAGAAAUGGAAGUGCUUUUUGAAGUUGAUAAUAGCGCAGUGCCUUAUCAUUGUGACCUUUGAGCAAAGGAUGUGAAGGAAGUAUUCCUCAUUGCUAGCUUUUUGGUGUUCUUGACUGGAGAUAUAAGACAGAGUUCAAACUUAGCCUUUUCUCCAUGGCUGUUCUUUUGUUGUGUUCAAAUCUUGUAUUUCUGACAAUGUAGUAACAAAAAAAAAAAAAAAGACUUCUCUAUGUUGUGGUUUAGUCGU
Raphanus sativus (radish) is the source of this 1996-nucleotide messenger RNA. RefSeq lists its product as uncharacterized. The transcript is spliced from 2 exons. The record is from RefSeq and is a predicted model, not a curated record. Lineage: Eukaryota; Viridiplantae; Streptophyta; Magnoliopsida; Brassicales; Brassicaceae. Bases 152 to 1810 code for a protein of 552 amino acids.